AAAGCUUAACCAUCAAUUUCAUUUGUAUGGCAUUUCUAAAUAUAUAGUACUAUAUUUAUUUAUAAUAACAUAAAUUUUGAAAAUAAUGCAUAUUGGAAAAAAUACACGAAUUAGAGAAUAAGAGGAGAAAAAAAAACCCCGAAAAAGAGAGAAGAGAAGCGUUCCUAAAAGAUAAGAAGUGCGCAGACGUGGUUCUCGUGUUGGAAUCGCUCGUGUCCCGUCAAAUAGAGGGAGUGAAACAGCAUCUGCUGCCAUUCUGGCAUUACGUCAAUGGUAGACAUUUCAUUUGCUGGUUUGGGAGGAGUUACCGUGACCGCCAUUGUUACAGCUCGUUCGUAUUGAAGAACGUGAUCUGUGAAUCUUUACCGUCACAUCGUCGAAACGAAUCGUGUCCAUUUUUUAGAUUUCCUUAACGACGGUACACGAUAUUAGUGAGCGUGUUCUGAGCGUAGCAUGUCCACAAUGAAUCCUGAAUAUGAUUACUUAUUUAAGUUACUUUUAAUUGGAGAUUCUGGAGUUGGAAAAUCAUGUCUUCUACUCCGUUUUGCUGAUGACACAUACACAGAAAGUUAUAUCAGUACUAUUGGUGUAGAUUUCAAAAUACGAACAAUUGAUCUAGAUGGAAAAACAAUAAAAUUACAAAUCUGGGAUACAGCAGGUCAAGAACGAUUUAGAACAAUUACAAGUUCUUAUUAUAGGGGUGCACAUGGUAUUAUCGUUGUUUAUGACUGUACGGAUCAAGAAACAUUUAAUAAUGUUAAACAAUGGCUGGAAGAGAUUGAUCGUUAUGCAUGUGAUAAUGUGAAUAAGCUGUUGGUUGGCAAUAAAUGUGAUCUUCACACUAAAAAAGUUGUUGAUUACACAACAGCAAAAGAAUAUGCAGACCAGCUUGGUAUACCAUUCUUAGAAACAUCUGCAAAAAAUGCAAUGAAUGUAGAACAAGCUUUUAUGACAAUGGCUGCAGAAAUAAAACUUAGAGUAGGUCCUCCAUCAAGUGGAAACAGUGAUCCUGCAAAUAAGGUGAAAAUAGAACAUGGACGUCCGAUUGAAUCCUCUAAAUCUGGGUGCUGCUGAGAAAUGUAAUUUUACAUCCUUGUAACCAAAAAGGACAUCUUAUGGUAGCAGUUUCAUACUGCAUUAAAAAACAUUACCAAGAGAAACAAGAAAGAUUGUGGAAGUUUCAGUUUAUAUUAAUAAAAAUAAGGAGGUGUGAAGCAUUAUUAUGGACCACCAACUCUGUUAGCAGAGUUGAAUAAAACAAGUUUUGUUCUAUCUUUUUUUCAAGAAAGGAGAACAUAAUUAUUAACUUGCUAAUUAUCUAGUGCAAAAAACUGACCAUAGGAAAAUUUGUCGGAAUAGCAUUGAGGAUCAUUGAUUCUAUGCAAUGAUGCGUUUUACGACAAUUCGAAUUUAUAAAGUAAAUUACAUAAUACUAUGUAUCGUGGUUAUAAAGAUAAGCAUUCUUAUUUUUUAGCGUAAUUGUAACAUGUAUAAUUGAAUGUUUUUUGUCUUAGAAGGAAGUCAUUCUUACUCUUUGUACUACCCAAACAUUUUUCCACAUUUUAUUCCAAACUCUUGAGAUAAACAAGAAUUAGAGUAAUAACAUACUGAAACACGCCGUCAUCGCUGCCUCCCUCUUUUUUCAGUGCUCAUUAGUGUAAUUUAAUAACAAUAUAUUAAUAAAUAUUUCAACACUAAUACAAAAAAUGGUAAAUAGUAUACCUAUACGUACAAGAAUAAUUAAAUAUGUUAUAUAUGUUCCAGUUGGUAACUUCUAUAAAGUUACGUCAAUUUUUUUAAAUAUGUGCUACUUAUAAAAUUUAUAAAACUAUUUGCCUAUUAUGAAUACAUCACGUCGUUUGUAAAAUAUAGCCGAUAUGUUUUGUCUUAUAUUUAAACGGUAAGCUUAUAUUCAGAAAGCUUUGUAUUCCAUACGAGUUUGUAAGAUGAAAAUUUUGGCAAAAUAUUAUCUUCCUCUUAUAUUGGUUGUUUAUUGUUCAAGACAUCUAGUUCACGUUUUUUAUGUUACAUAUUUAUUAUUUCAAUUGUUUUCGCUUUCCUAUGAUGAGAACAUAUGAAAAACAUUUAAUAAGUCAGGUUAUUUUAAUAAAAUUUUAUUCUAUGCAAUAAUAAUAUCAAAAAAAACUUCAUAUACCAUAUAUUAUUCUAAUUUUUACUGAAAAGGGUAAAAAGAAAGAAAAAAAGAAGAAAAGACAUAUUUUGUACAAAACUCAUAUUACGAUUGCAAAUGAUCUUGCUUUUGUAUUGUUAUUAAAAAAGGUUUAUGAAAACAAAAUAAGAAUAUUUCGAAACUGUGUGGGAUUUCUUUCAUUAUAAUAAUAUUUGUUUAUUACACGAAUUAGUUAGUAAGAACGUAUGAAGUUCUUCAUAAGAAAGGCGUAUAUAACAAGUAAAUGUAUGACUAUAGAAAAUAAAAAUAUGUAAGUUAAGAA
Molecule: messenger RNA, 2453 nt
Organism: Bombus terrestris (buff-tailed bumblebee)
Lineage: Eukaryota; Metazoa; Arthropoda; Insecta; Hymenoptera; Apidae
Gene: Rab1
Product: ras-related protein Rab-1A
Exons: 4
Coding region: 454-1074 (206 amino acids)
Molecular function (GO): GTPase activity; GTP binding
Source: RefSeq, a predicted model, not a curated record